This is a messenger RNA of Clonostachys rhizophaga, 3957 nucleotides long. Lineage: Eukaryota; Fungi; Ascomycota; Sordariomycetes; Hypocreales; Bionectriaceae. The record is from the annotation of a GenBank genome assembly.
AUGUCCUGCUCGCGUGAUCAACGGCACUCGAAUUCCGGCAUAGCUAAAUCAAAAUGCUAUCGCAUCCAGGGGAUACCAAGCGCAACCACAGAAGAUCAAGUAAAGAAACUGAUCAAUGAAUGUUUGUCAACUCCAGUGAAUGGGCCACGAAUCACUCUUGCGCCAUCACGCACCCGCUGGCUCACUUCUACCGUUGUGUUACAAGAGGCCCUUGAGACGUUCAAAUUUCCUGUUGAUGACGGCUUCAUUGGCAUAACACCAUUGCAUGGAAACGAGCUUUCGAUGGUAGACAUCAUCACUGUUCCAGGGUUGGGGAGCCAUGCGAUCGGUGGCUUCAAAGUGAAGAAUGGAACAACCAACUGGGUCCGCGACUUCCUCCCAGAGGACAUCCCCCACGCUAGACUUUUGACAUAUGGCUAUGACAGUUCGCUUGCCGCCACCGAUGCAAAAUACUCCAUUAGCGACUUGGCCAAGACCUUCUUGGACUCUUUCAUAGCCUUUGUGACGACACGGAUACAUCUAAGAGGCCAAUCAUCUUCAUUGGACAUAGCCUCGGCUUUGGCAAUCUCGCACAACGCUGCUAGUGAUGACCGAUACGGCGACUUUUGCAAGUCCGCCUAUGGCUUCGUCUUCUUCGGUGUUCCGAACCAUGGCAUUCGACGCGGGAGCCUGAAAGAUAUUGUGGUUGGGCAGCCCAACGAACAGCUAAUACACGAUCUCGAAGUAGACAGCGAGGGCGAGCCGACUCCUUAUCUUCGAGAACUAAGGAAGAAAUUCCUCGACAACUGUAAAUCACAAGCGCACCCUUCCAAGGUCAUUCUAUAUUAUGAGCUGAGGAAAACGCGAUCUAUUAAAAGGACCGACAAUGGGUCCAUCUCUGCCUCUGGCGACCCAAAAUUCAUGGUUACGCAGGAGUCAGCUUGCCAAAUUGGCCUGGAAGACAAUGAAAUAAACAAGCAUGCUAUAGACGCGGAUCACUCCAGCUUGGUCAAAUUCGCAAACCAGGUCGAUGACACUUACUCUCGGGUACUAAACCAAUUGAAGCGGAUGGCAACAGAGGCACCGGAUGUAGUGCUUCGUAGGUUCGCAGAACAUCGUAGGCUAUCAGCAUCGCUGGAGGGAGCCAGCAGUCAACCACAUCACCUUGAGCAGGAUGAGGCUAAUAUCAAACCGGUAUUUCAGCCUAGUAAUGACGAGGUUCAGUGCGUCCGAGAGCUGUUUCUGACAAGUCCAGCUAGCGACCGUGAUGAAAUCAUCACUGCAAAGGGAGAUAGGGUCGACGGCACAUGCGAAUGGAUCACAUCCACUGGUGAGUAUACUCAGUGGAUGCAAUCUACCUCUGGCCUUCUUUGGAUUCUCGGUGGGCCUGGAAAAGGCAAAACGUUCCUCUCCAUCUAUCUCACCGAGAUUCUGAAUAAAGCCGGGAGCACCUUGAUUUAUUUCUUCUGCGAUAAUAAGCUCUCUUCUCGCAACAAAGGCUCGGCUGUUCUUCGCGGAAUCAUGCAUCAGCUGAUCGAGCGACACCCCAAGCUCGUGAAGCAUCUUGUGCGACAUUGGCAGCUUCAAGGGUCUGAAUUGUUCAGUGACACCGGAUUUGAAAGUCUUUGGAGAAUAUUCCAAUCCAUGGUUGAAAAUUUGAAAGGGUCCGAGCUUUACUGUGUCCUUGAUGGCCUGGAUGAGUGCGAUGAACAUUCUCUACACCAGCUUCUUCGGAAAAUAGAGUCAUUGUUUAACAAGCAUGGCGGAAAACAAACACUAAAAUUGAUCGUCGUCAGCAGGAGGUACCCUAACUGCCUCGGGAAUGCUUUGGGUUCAUUCACGCAGAUCAGCCUGGACUCAGCACAUAAAAACAAUGUUAAAAGCGACAUAUAUUCCUACAUUGCAAUUCGGCUAGCUGAUCUCACCAAGAAACGGUCAAUUCCACAAAGUCUGGCUAAUCACAUUGGGGAGACUUUCCGCGAAAAGUCCCAAGGUACAUUUCUUUGGGUCAGUUUCAUGAUGGAGGAUUUCCAUAAGAAGAGUGUUGCCAGUAUUGAAAAGGCCUUGGAUAGUCUUCCCUGUGGUCUUGAUGAGGUUUACGAACGGAUUCUCUUGCAAAUCCAACCGGAAAAUAUGGCCAUCAUCGCGGACAUCUUGAAUUGGGUAGCUCUGUCCUCCAAACCACUGAAGGUGGCACAGCUAGCUGAAGCGGUGGGGAUCCAGGCUUCAGAACAUUUAUCCCGGAACCAAAUCUGCCUGUAUCAUAUCGAGACUUGUGGCCAUUUACUCCAAGUACACGAUAAUGGCAGUUCCUUACUUUCGCAGGACAGAAUCGAAAACGAAAAAUCAACGUUCAACUCCACACAGAAAUACUCCUCAACGGUUACUCUUGUUCAUCAGAGCGCGAAAGACUUUCUAACUCAACAAACCGUACCGCAGAAAAUUAAGUCAUUCCAAGUUCACGAAGCCCGUGGUAAUCUUUUCAUUAUGGAACGACUUCUGAAUUCAAUGCAAAGGGACUGGAUUCGAGUUUUACCCGAGCUAGGUUUUCAACCAUAUACUUCGUAUUCCCUGCUUUACUACGCAUUAACUUCGUGGAGAUACCACUUGAAACAGCUCAAAAACAAAGAUUUGUUGCACUUAAUUGACAAAAACGAGCCAUUCUUUGCAGAUCAUUCGGUUGUUAGAGAUCUUUGGGAGCGUUUAGAUCGUCCGAACUUUAUAGGUCUUUGGGAGCGUUUCCAAAAAGAUCGCCCUAGAAAGCCGAUACUUCAUUUUGCAUGUGAGCAAGGGCUUGUUGCCUUGGUCGAGAAGGUUUUGAAACUGAAGAGUCAAGAUCCGCUUACCUUCCAAAGAUUUAUUGACAAGCCAGCGCCAGAUACACCGCUUGCUAUCGCAAUCAAGAGACAACAUUAUGCUCUCGUUGAGGUGCUAUUGAAGUUCGGCGCGCUUGGUGACAUCGCUAUGGGAUACGAUAUGUUCCUUGCCACUGCACCUAAUUGCCUUCACAUCUUUGAGCUCCUAUCCGAAACGAAAGGUGGCAAACAGUUUAUCAAAAGGGAUCUUACUUCAUCAACAUCGAGGCCUCCAUUGAUGUAUCACGCUAUCGUAACGGGCAACGAGAAGCUGUGUCGGCUUCUUCUAGAGAGAUAUGGGUACGAAGUAGAUGCUCUAAUCGCGGAUCAGUCCCCUCUAAUUGUUGCAAUUAGUGGGGGGCGUUAUGAAAUUGCAAGAAUGCUUGCUGCCGAUUACGGUGCCAGCACCGAUGAUCAUGAUGGGAUCAUCUCGGCACUAAUUAAAGGCUACCACCUUUCCACACCCUGCAAAGUGCCACUGCAACUGAUCUUUUCCGAAUGGAAAGUCGACAUAAACCGACAGAAUGAGACCGGGCGCACGAUACUUCACUUAAUUUUGCAGGGGAUCCUAAGCGUUCCGGAGGAUGGCUUCGAGCUUCUUAGACAGUGUUUGGCAAGAGGAUGUGAUCCAACGCUCAGAACCAUGGAAGGUGAUUCCCCCCUCCACUCGAUUAAAUGGUUUGCCCCAUGUUGGCACCGAUAUGAUGACGAAAUGGGUCUCUUCCCGAUGAGAAGCGUCAUUUUAUUAAUGGUUGAUGGCGGACUCGACAUCAACAAUCCAGGAAAAGGAGGGAUCCUCCCAGUCCACCGACUUAUACAAGAUGCAUUCGACCCCAAAAUUUCCAAGCACGGAGUGGGUAGUAUUGCUAAAAUCAAGGGCCUUCGCCAGCUUCUUGAUCUUGGCGCUGAUAGAAAUGUCAAAACAUCGCUGGGACUGAGGGCCGUACAAGUCGCCAAACAGUGCUACGACAUGACACAAGAUAUUGAUGGCUGCGAAGGAUAUUGUGCAGAAACGUUGGCGGAAGUCACCAAGGUGCUAGAGAACUAUGCAACUGUGACUAAUGCAGUGCAAAAUCUAAACUAUAAACGUUUUCAAUACUCAGAAGGGCCGAAGAUACUCUAG